CCAAAAAACCUCACAAGUAUCAAAAUCCUGAAUAUCAAAGAGAUCGUGAAUCAAUUAAACACUUUGAUUGUAGUGGAACACUUAGAAUUUCUAUAAAUAUGAUAGAUAAUUAUGCAUCUAUUUACCUUAAACAUAAGAUCCUUCACAAACAACCUGAAAGAAAUAGAGUUACAGAAGAAAUCAAAAAUAAAAUUAAAGCCAAUCUUUAUUUAAUGCCAAACAACAUUUAUAGAAGAUUAGAGUAUAAUUAUUCUGAAAUAACACAAAAGCAAAUUUAUGCAUAG
Messenger RNA from Dentiscutata heterogama, 284 nucleotides. Lineage: Eukaryota; Fungi; Glomeromycota; Glomeromycetes; Diversisporales; Gigasporaceae. The record is from the annotation of a GenBank genome assembly.